Molecule: messenger RNA, 1370 nt
Organism: Carica papaya (papaya)
Lineage: Eukaryota; Viridiplantae; Streptophyta; Magnoliopsida; Brassicales; Caricaceae
Product: ribosome biogenesis protein
Biological process (GO): maturation of SSU-rRNA from tricistronic rRNA transcript (SSU-rRNA, 5.8S rRNA, LSU-rRNA)
Cellular component (GO): preribosome, small subunit precursor; 90S preribosome; nucleolus
Source: RefSeq, a predicted model, not a curated record
CUUAAGCCCUAAGGCCUUCUCCAACCCAACAAAAAGAAUCCUUUACCCCUGCAUCCUUCUUCAUCCUCCUUAACGUCUUCUUCUUCCCCCACCGCGCCUGCUUCAUCAGCCGCGGCGAUUCAUCUUCUUCCUCCACCGCGCCUGCUUUCCUUAGCCGCAACGUCUCCUCAUCAUCUUCUGCUUCCGUUCUCUUGCUUCAUCGUCAUCCUCAUUCGUCUUCAUCCUCAUCUUCCUCGUCCGUGCCUUCUACAAUUUAGCUAGUUGUUUCAUUCGGUCUACCUCCAUCAAGCAAAAUCGGUCUACAUCCAUCGAACACAGUUCGCGAACAGCGGUUUCACUUGGUCUUCACAGCAGGUCCUUCCUGCAAAACGGCCCCUUCAAACGCAAACCUAGAGAGAAGCCGAAAAGAGAAGGGAUUCUGAUUUUGAAAAAAAGGAAAAUCUGGAGAAGAAGGAAACAUCUAAAGAAGAAAAGAGCUGAAAAAGGAGAGGGGAGAAAAUAAAGAAAAGACAGAGCAAUUAAAAAAAGACAAUAGGAAGCAGAAUCGAGAAAUUAAGAGACAGAGGUGAGAGAGGAAAGAAGAAAAACCCUCCGGGGCUAUCAUCAUUGGUACACGUUGAUCUUCUGAUUCAAUCUUCCAAAGAUGGGUAAAUCAAGCAAAAGUCAGGGUUCUACUUCUAAAGCUGAUGCCAAAUUCGAAAAGAAACUCGAGUUUUAUGCCAAGGUCAGAGAUACUGUUGCUUCCUUAUCUGCCAAACGGGAAAUUACAAAGAAAAAUAAAACUCAAAGGCGACAGAAGAUAUUGAAAGCAUAUGAUCUAUCUUCUCUAUCAGAAUUCCUUCCCGAGUUGAAAGUUAAUGACAAGCCGUCUCUUGCAGAUAAGUUGAAGUUGAAUUGCAAAUCCAGACAAAAACUUAUAUUGACGGAGGGAAAGCAGUUGCACAGUGUCCUCACUAAUCCUGUUUUUCAAGUCGAUCCUCUGGCUGCCAUCCAUCAACAUUUGACAAGCACACAGCCUGUUCCAGAUGAGAUCCCGAAGAAAAAGGCAAACAAAAAUGGGAGCAAGAAAAGAAAGAGCAAGAAAGUAAAGGCAUCAACUGGAGCUGGAUCUAUGGAUAUCUGAUCUGAUACUAAGGUUUCUCCUCAUAUUUCUACUCAAAAGCUAUAUCUGGAAAUGAGUGAAAACCUUUGUUGAGCCCUUGUUGAAACUUCAGAACUCUUUCUACUGGGUGUCUUUUAGUCUCUCCAUCUAGAGAUUGAAAAAGGAGAAAAAGCAUCCAAUACUGAAUUGUUUCUCCUUUUUUCACGAUACAUAAUGGAAAAUAGACCAUACGAAUUCCAAAACCAAAUGGUAAAAACGUUUUUGAUGA